ACGGAGUGCAUGGCAAGUCAGGUUGAGCUUGAAGCGCAUCCACACUUAAUUGCUCUCGGAUGGAGUGGAGAAUUUAAGCAGGGUCCAAUAAGAAAACUCACGCUUUUCCAAACGCGUUUAAGUGCAACUUAUUUAGGAAACUCCGUUGUGUAGCGCAGCGAGUUUGUGAUAAUGCAUUUAUCAUUCUGCUGACGAACUCAUGAAAGCAACGCUGACCGCCGAGCUUUUGUCGUUUGCCUCGGAGUGUUACAACAAAGUGUUAGGAAUGUCAGCUGUUCUUGCUCUUACUAGCCUGGUUCUGAUGCUCUUCACAACAAGUGUCAGGUCUGAGUCGGCAGAGCUGAGGUUCCAGGGCCAGAUUCAGUUUGUUGUAAAUGAGAGCAGCAGAGCUAUAGUGCGACUUGUGGUGGAACGAGUUGGAGAUCCAGUUAAUGUUACGGCUUUGGUUCUGUUGGAAGCUGAAGACACUGGUGACUUUGAGGCUACAACUGCUGCUGCUUUUCUCCUGUCCUCUGAAAGUAGUAAAACCAUCUUCAUCGCUGUUAAGGAUGAUGACUUACCUGAGGCUGAUGAGACUUUUGUCUUCAACCUCUGCCUACAGAGUUCCUCAAAUGGCGUGACACUAGGAAUUCCAAAUACUGCCACCAUCACCAUACUGUCCAAUGACAAUGCCUUUGGAAUCAUCUCCUUCAACUCAACCACCCUUAUUACUGUGGAGGAGCCAAGAGGUAGGAGUCAGUUUGUGCCCUUAACACUCCUCAGAGAGAAAGGGACCUAUGGAACUGUGACAGUAAACUUUGAGAUUUUUGGAGGCCCAAACUCUGCCAGUGAGGAUCUCAGUCCAGAAAUGGGGAACAUCACUAUUCCUCCUGGUCGUGCUGUUGUAGUUUUCAGCGUCAUGAUACAAGAUGACAAGAUUCCAGAAGAUGAUGAGAUCUUCACCCUGCAGUUGACAGAAACAGCUGGUGGAGCUUUGCUCAAUCCUUACAGAAGCAGUGUGCAAAUCAAGAUCUCCCGUAAUGAUGCUCCAGUCCGGUUCUCCAAGCCCACUGUAAUUGUACCGGAGAACGUUGGAGUUAUCUCUCUAUCUGUAACACGUGGUAGAACCGAGGAUGGUCUUCUGAUUGGUUCUGAUGACAGAACAGUUUCUUUAGCCUAUGCAGUCAUUACAGGCAGUGGGGGGGCCAGUGCAACACCGAUGGCCGAUUUUGUGGAUCUACAGGUGGAAAGGAUGGUUGUUUUUCUUCCAGGGGUUCAUGAAACAGAGCUCAGAUUCAACAUUAGAGAGGACAGCAUUCCAGAAAUUGCAGAGUCAUUCCAAGUGGUUCUUCUAGAAGAGACACUCUUGGGUGAUGCAGUGCUGUUGAUUCCAAGUAUGGUUCAAGUUACCAUUGAGCCCAAUGAUAAGCCUUACGGAGUUUUGUCAAUCAGUCCUUAUCCCACACAAUCACUUAUCAUCAAUGAAGACCUGACCCAAUCAUUUGAGGGCAUCAUCAUUGUGAGGAAUGGAGGAACUCACGGGGCUGUUUCAGUUAAAUGGAAUAUUACAAGAAACUCCAUGGAUAGGACUCUUGUCUCUGCAGACCUUAACCCCACCUCGGGUACGUUGAGGUUUGCAGAGGGUCAAAUGAGUGCUAUACUUCCAUUAAACAUCACUCAGGACAACCUUCCUGAAGAGGCUGAGGCCUUUCUCUUUAGACUGAUCCCAAACUCUGUAGAAGGAGGGGCUGAAGUUGAUGAACCUAUGGAGAUGGUGUUCUACAUCCAAGACAGUGAUGAUUUCUAUGGUCUAUUUAGCUUUUAUCCAAAAGAGAACCAAAGUAUUCAGAGUCAACCAGAGAGCAGAUUCCUGUCACUUAGCUUCCUGAGAGAAGGGGGCACCAUGGGUGAGGUACGACUUACCGUAACUGCUCUUUACAUACCUGCUAGACCUAUGGACUCCUCACGAACUAGGGCAGAUGUGCUGAAUGGUACCAGUGUCAACAGUUUGCUGUUCAGUUCGGGCCAGUCAAGGGCUCAACUAACCAUACCUAUCCGCAAUGAUGCCUUCCUUCAGAAUGGGGCUCAUUUCCUUAUUCAGUUGGAUAGUGUGGAGUUGGUAAACAUCACCCCACCAAUCCCAUCAGUAAGUCCUUGCUUUGGAGGAGCACUGAACAUCUCCCUCAUCAUCACCCCUGACAUUGCUAACGGAGAGAUCGGUUUCAUCAGCAAUCAGACAGUUGUAGGACAGGAACCAGAAUACACAAACUCCAAUUUGAUUACUCUUUACCUGAGACGAGAUGGGACUGAUGGUCUGGCAGUGGUCUACUGGAGUCUGCGGCCCUCUGGUGAAAACAAAGAUGAUGUCACUGAAAGCGACAUUUCACCUUUCACUGGAUUAGUCAAGUUCUUCUCAGGACAAAGUGAAGCAGAAAUAAACAUCACUGUAAAGGCUGAUAAUGUCCCAGAGAUUAACGAAACAGUCAUUCUUACAUUAGACAGGAUAAAUGUGGAAAACCAAAUCCUGAAGACAGGUUUCACCAGCAGAGAAAUUGUCAUUCUGGAAAACGAUGACCCUGGAGGAGUCUUUGAGUUUUCCCCAGUCUCUAAAGGACCCUGGUUUAUCAAUGAGGGUGAGACCGUUGAACUCAGGGUGAUCAGGGAGCAGGGCCAGCUGCUGAACCAGCUGGUAAGAUACACUGUGAUUCCCUCUGGGAAUACUCAGUUUUAUGGGGCCACGGGAAUCCUAGAGUUCCAACCAGGAGAGAGGGAAGUGAUGGUGGCCCUGGUAGCAAAACUUGAUGGUAUUCCAGAGCUAGAUGAGACAUUCUUAGUGGUUCUUAGUAGCCACAGCACACCAGCUAGUCGCCUUGGUAACCGAAGACAAGUCAACAUUACCGUGCAUAAAAGUGAUGACCCAUUUGGGGUUAUUGAAUUCAUUCAGGCUGGCCUAGACUUCACCAUCAAUGAGAGUGAAGCCAUGGAGCCUCAUUCAGCAUCGUACCCCAUUGGGAGGAGCAAGGGUACGUUUGGGAAUGUAUCAGUCAUUUGGGUCCUAAAGCCCAUGCAUUCAGGAGACAUCAGCCCAGUGCAGGGUGAGAUCUUCUUUGCUGAAGGGGAAAACCUGAAGAACUUGGCCUUAUUUUCUGUGCCAGAUGAGAUCCCGGAACAAACUGAAAAUUUUACCAUCACCCUUCUAAAUACAAUGGGUGGAGCAAGACUAGGAAAGAUUUUAAGUGCAAGCCUAAGGAUUCAGGGGAAUGAUGAUCCAAUAUACUUUGCUGAGCCUGUGGUUCAAAGAGUAUGUGAAGGAGGCAUGGCCAAUUUCACCAUCCUGCGAGAUGGACUUGCAAAUUUUAUCACCACAGUGAAGUAUCGGUUUGACUAUGGUGAAGCAUCACCAGAAGACUUCAUUCCACUCAAUGUCUCUAUCUUGGUCUUUGAUCUUAGAGAGUGGAAGAAGAACAUUUCAGUUGCUGUGAUGGAUGAUGACAUACCAGAGACAGAUGAGCCAUUCUACAUAGUUCUCUUCAAUGCCACAGGAGAUGCAGUGGUGUAUGGUCGAGACACUGCUACAGUGGUGAUUGAGGCAAAUGAUGAUGCCAAUGGAAUUUUCUCUUUGGAUUCCACACAGAAGUCAGUGGAGGAGGGAAAAACCAAUAACUUCUAUGUUCUUAGAGAAAGAGGCCACUUUGGCAAUAUCACAAUAUACUGGCAGCUGUUUGCCAAUGACACCCCCCUUAAACCUCAACAAGAAUUUUUUAACACAUCUGGCUCCAUAGCAUUUCCCACUGGAGAGAAGUCAAAACCUAUUGUUCUUGAAGCCAUCUCUGACAAGCUUCCAGAAUUCAAUGAGUUCUACGAGCUCAGACUUAUAAGCAUCUCAGGUGGCUAUCCCGGUGAAGGUGGGAAACUGGCAUUAAAAGACCUCAAUGCAUCAGUUCUCAUUCCUUUCAAUGACGACCCAUUUGGAGUUUUUGCUAUUGACUCUGAUAGUCUGAUGCGUGAGGUGGCAGAAGAUGUCUUGUCGGUCGAUGACAUGAGGGAUGUCACCUCCUUUACCAUAUUUCGCCAACAAGGCACCUUUGGAGAUGUGCGUGUUGCCUGGGAUAUUCUGUCAGGAGCUUUCCCAGAAGGUCUACCACCCAUGGAUGACCUAAUUUUGAAGGCCUCAUUUUCUCAGGCCGUAGAGCUCCAACCACAUGCCAGGAGGCAUCAUGCAGGCACCGAUGCAUUCUUCUUUUCUGGACUUCCAGGAGCCUAUGGGUCGAUCAGUCCAGAUACCCCUUUGCAGGUUCCUCUGAGCUUGGCUAACUUCACACUUUCCGUUUGGCUGAUGCCCAGGCCCAAUACGAAUGGAUUUAUUGUUUCUAAAGGCAAUGGGAAUGGAACUAUUUACUAUGGACUUCAGGUUCAAACCAAUGAAUCUCAUGUUACUGCUGUGCUUCAUUACGCAACCAUUGGGUCUAAUAUCACACAGGUGGCACAAGCUACUGCUGCUAAAUUUGUAGAGGAUAAUUCAUGGGUUCAUGUCAUCAUCGCUGUAGAGGAUGGAAUUAUUGAGUUUUAUCUGGAUGGGAGCCCAAUGCCUGGAGGCAUCAAAAGUCUAAAGGGAGAUGCUAUUAUUAACGAUGUGGCUCCCAUUUGGAUCGGUUCCAACCCAGAUAGUGAACAGCGCUUCACAGGUCUUCUACAAGACCUCCGGCUGUACAGCAGCCGGCUCAACCGCUCAGAGAUUCACGAGCUUCACACCCAACCUGCCAAGAGCGAUCUUCACAAUGUGUCUGGAUACCUAAGCUACAGACAGGAGGAGAAACUGAAGUCGUUUGUGGUGGAGGUACGAGAUGAUAAUGAAGAGGAGGGAGAGGAGGUCUUCUACCUGCAGCUGGUGGCCGUUCAAGGUGGAGCCAGCUUGCCGAUGCCCAGACCUACUGCCGUCCUCAAAAUAAUGAAGAACGAUAAUGCUAAUGGGCUUUUUGGCUUCACUGGUGCCUGCAUCCCUGAUAUAUCUGAGGAGGGCUCCACAAUAUCCUGUGUAGUGGAGCGUACACGGGGUACCCUGGACCACGUCUAUGUAAACUAUACCAUUACUCAGGUUGAUUUGCACACAGACUCGCCAAAUGCCUCAGACUUCGCCAAUUCUAAAGGCACUAUCCAUUUCCUGCCAGGCCAGCGAUCUGAGGUCUUAAACCUGCUUGUUUUAAAUGAUGACCUGCCUGAGGUUGAUGAGCAAUUCCUGGUUAGACUGGUGUCAGCUGAGUCAGGUGAUGGGAAACCAGGUUCCACCCCAACCAGUGGUGCUAGCAUUGACCCAGACAGUGCCAUCAACAAUAUUAUCAUCAAGGCCAGUGACCAUCCAUAUGGCCUGCUGCAGUUUCAAACUGCCCCAGUGCCUGUGGGAAUGAUCAAACCUGCACUGGCAGAGGCACACAUCACUGUUCAAGAAGAGGCUGGUGUGCUUAGUCUACUGGUGGCCAGAGCACAAGGUCUGCUGGGAAGAGUGAUGGUGGCCUAUCGUGCAUCUCCAUUUUCAGCUGUUGGUUCUGAGGACUAUGAGGGACUUCUAGACUUCCUACCUGGUGAGAGACUGAAGUACAUCAAUGUGACUAUUAUAGACAACAUGGUGCCCGAGUUAGACAAAGUUUUCAGAGUGGAACUCUAUAAUCCAAAUGGAGGAGUGGAUCAGUUUCUGACGAGUGAGGGAAGUGGAAGUGGAGAGAGUGACAGUAACUUCUUUCUUACAUGUUUUCACUAUCAUAAUGCUAACCUAGGUGCUGCUGCUCGAAUCACAAUUACCAUCGCUGCCUCUGAUGAAGCUCAUGGGAUCUUUCAAUUCACUGCUGACUCUCUGACUGUGAAUGGCACAGAGCCCGAAGAGGGCAGAAGUACUGUAGUUCUGCAGGUCAUUCGUACCUUUGGUGCUCUGUCCAAUGUGACUGUAAACUGGGAGGCGGAUGCUUAUUCAGAAGGAGAACUUGAUUAUAGAUCAGGCAAUGUGACUUUUAAGGUGGGACAAACUGUUGGAAGCAUCUACAUCCUAAUCUCCCAAGAUGACAUCCCUGAACUUGACAAGAGCUUCAAAAUUCGCCUCUCAAAUGUUUCUCAUGGUCAGCUUGGGAAGGUGACCACAGCCACAUUAACUGUAUUGGCCAGUGAUGACCCUUAUGGACUUUUCGUUUUCUCUGAUGGUAGCAGACCAGUCCGUGUGGCAGAAAGCAAUGCUGUUAUCACCCUGACCAUACAGAGGAGAAAGGGUCUCCUAGGAAAGGUGCGGGUGAUGUACAGAACAUUAAGGGACACUGAUACAGCUCCAUAUAGCACACUAGGAGUGGGUCGAGCAAGCGCAGGCAAUGACUUUGUUCCUGUUUUGGAGUCAGUGACGUUCUUUGCAAAUCAAACUGAAGCAAAUGUGACUCUGAGGGUGCUUGAUGAUGAGGAACCAGAGAGGAUGGAGUCUGUGUUUUUGGAACUCAUUAAUGUCACAUUGGUUGAAGGAGAACAAACCAGACCAGUUGCUUUUUCCCCUCGACUUGGUCCACGUACUGCCACAGUUACCCAGGUUAUUAUAGAGUCCAGUGAUGAUGCUUUUGGUGUGCUACAACUGACUUCUUCAGCAGUGAGCGUGCAUGAGUACUACAAUGGGCCUAUUAUAAAUGUAACACGUGUUGGAGGGAUUUUUGCCGAUGUGUCUGUCAAGUUCAGAGCAGUGCCCAUGACCGCUAGAGCUGGAGAGGACUACAGUGUGGCUUCUUCCGAUGUGGUUCUGCUUGAAGGAGAGAGCAGCAAGCCCGUCCCUAUCCUCAUCAUCAACGAUUUGGUACCUGAGCUGGAGGAAACUUUCCGAAUUGAGCUUCUCAACUUAACAACCGGGGGCGCUCUCCUGGGAGAGCUCACACAGGCUGUCAUUUCUAUUCUGCCCUCAGAUGAUCCAUAUGGAUCUUUUGUUUUUCAGGCUUUGCCUAUCACAAUAGAGGAACCAGCGGUGAAUGCUUUUGAGGUCUCUCUACCCAUAGUGAGGAAUGCUGGAACUAUAGGUGAUGUAGCUGUUCAAUGGAGAGCCACUGUCAAUGGAAGACCUGCCACUGGUGACCUUCGACCUUUGUCUGGUGAAGUCAGAUUUGCUCCUGGGGAGACCAUAAAGACACUGAAAGUAGAAGUUUUGGCUGAUGAUGUAGCUGAAAUUGAAGAGGUUAUAAAGUUAGAGCUCAUAAAUGCCACAAACGGUGGGAACAUUGGUGCUGAGAAAGUGGUUGACAUCAUUGUUCCUGCCAAUGACAACCCUCAUGGAACUGUGUACUUUGAGCAAGCUGUAUACCAUGUGCAGGAACCACUUGGAGGGGUUUUUAGUGCCAACAUUACAGUUCGAAGAAGUGGAGGUACAUUUGGCUUCCUGGAGAUCCUUUACAGCACCUCAGAGAUUGAUGUUGUAAGCUAUGCUUUAAAGGAUGGCCGGGACUUUCUGGUUUACUAUAACUCUCCAUUGGCUGGAGCUCUUUCUAAUGGCCUCAGCAGACCCAUCAACAUCACCUCAGGCACAAACGUCUUGAAUUUCUGUGCAGCUUUCUGUCUUCGAGAGCAAGCUUGUCAAGCUUUCAGCUACACAAACACCUCCAGGGCAAAUUGCAUCUGGGUAGCAUCUGGGGCCAGCCAACUAAGUGCUGCCCAACAAACCCUCACCUAUUUAAAAAAUACCACAGCAGCCGCUUUGCUGUUUAGCUCACAGGCUGUUGGCGGAAGUGACUACAUAACCAUGACAGCUCAGAAAGCAACCAUGCUCGCCAGAUCGACGGCUGCUAACCUCACAGUACCAAUCUUGACUGACUCUUUCCCAGAGGUUGAUGAGAGUUUCUUGAUUAAGAUCCUGAGCGUCAACUUGAUCAACAUGACCACAACUACCAAUAAUUUGCCAACAAUACAGCAGCCAGACACUGCUUUGGUUACUAUAGGCAUGAAUGGAGAUGCAUUUGGAAUAUUUCUGCUUUACAGCAUUAGCCCCAGUGCUACUAAAGAUGGGCUGUAUCUGGAGGUAAUAGAGGAACCAAAAACUACAGUGUUGUUGGUUAUUGAGAGAAGAGGAGGCAGUAUGGGACAGGUGACAGUGGAGUGGAAGUAUGUUGGGGGCAGUGCCACACCCAACGCUGACUUUAGUUGGACGGGGGAGACCCUUAUAUUUGCACAGGGUGAUGUAAAGAAAACCCUUGAGUUUGUCAUCAUAGAUGACAUGGAACCUGAGGACAAUGAGACCAUACAGAUUGGGUUAGUGAGGACUGAGGGUGGUAGCCGUAUCCUGCCAAAUUCAGACAUGGUCACUAUCCUUAUUCUUGCAAAUGACAAUGCAGCUGGCAGGGUGGGCUUCCACACAGCCUCAAGAACAGUUGUCAUCAAAGAGGGUGAGAGUUUAUCACUGUUGGUGGAGAGAACAGCGCCUGCUAUUGGAAAUGUCACAGUGGAGUGGAGGAUUGAAGGCCCUCAAGUCUUAAUGACAUUUGUAGACACUUCAGGAACUCUUUUCUUCUCUGAGGGUGUGCUAAAUAAUACCAUAAUCUUAAAGUUGCUGGAGUAUACCACACCAGAAGAACGACAGGAGUACAGGGUUAUUCUAUCACAUGUACAAACCAAAGGCGUUACCAUAACAGGCAUGGCAGCUCUAAGCGUUCAGGGUAGUGAAGCAGUGGUUAGUGUGGAAGCUAGUGAUGAGCCGUUCGGCUUGCUCAGCAUUGCCCCCACUUCUCUGAAGAUAACCACAGAGGAAAAACACACAAUCAUCAGAAUUUAUAUAAACAGAGAGUUUGGUCGAUCAGGUGCUGUAAAUAUAAGCUAUCAGACUGUGAAAGGUUCUCUGCAAGACCUCAGACAGACAGAUGGAGCUCUAGCUGAACCAGGGCAGGAUUUCAGAUACGUCUCCAGUUCUGUGAUCAUGCAGAAUGGACAAACAUCUGUAUCAAUCCCCAUCACCAUCAUAGAUGAUGACAUACCUGAGUUGGAAGAGUUUUUCCUUGUCAAUAUAACAUCAGCUAUUCUCAUAACCACCCUUCCUACAGCACCUACACUGAAUACUGAAGGCCUCAUUGCGGAGAUUAGCAUUGAUCCUAAUGAUGGAAUCCAAGGGAUUGUUGGCUGGCAAAACGUUAACUAUUUUGUUAAUGAGACUAUUGGGGUUUUAACACUGGUGGCCUAUAGAGAUGCUGGGACAUAUGGAAAUGUCUCUUUGUUCUUCUAUGCCCAGAAUAUAGAGGCUCAAUUGGGUCUGGAUUUUAAUACCACCCUAUCAAUAAUCCACUUUGAGGAUGGAGAACAGCACAAGUAUAUUGAAGUGGAGAUUUUGGAUGACACCAUUCCUGAAGGGGAUGAAACAUUCCAGCUAAUCCUAGCAAGCCCAUCGGCAGGGCUGGAACUAGGAGAAAACACUACAGCUACUGUUACUGUUUUUGCCAAUGAUGAUGGCCAUGGAAUCAUAUCCUUCAAUAAUAGUGAACAUUUCCUAUUAAGAGAGCCCACCUCUGUAUCAGGUCUGGGGGAGAGUGUUGCUACCCUUUACAUCAUACGAGACCCUCCUCAGGGCAUAUUUGGCACUGUAACAGUCCAAUUCAUCAUUACUGAUGCCAAUGGAUCCGUCUACACUGAUGAUCUCACACCUUCCUAUGGCUUUGUGGUGCUUGAGGAUGGAAUCAGAUUUAAGACUUUGGAGAUCUGGGCUGUUCUGGAUGCAGAACCCGAGAUGAAUGAGACAUUCACAGUAACACUUUGGAACCCUACUGGAGGUGCUCGGUUAGGACAAUCACUACAGACUUCUAUCACAGUAUUGCAAAACCAGGCUCCUCUAGGACUCUUCAGAAUAUCAUCAUCAUUUAACAGGACUCUGGACAAAAUGACAGUAGAAGAACACACUGGAAGUGUGUUUUUGACUGUGUCUCGCAGUAAUGGGCUGGAAUCGGUCGUCAGUGUGGAAUGGGAGACCCGUUCAGGCACAGCUUUUGGAAUGAGGGGGGAUCAUCCAGCGCUGCUCAUGUAUCAGUCUCUCAGGGACAGCUUGGCAUCAGUUUGGUGUCUAGUGCCCAAUGAAGACUAUGUUGUGGUUUUGAGGCUGCUUAAAGGUCCAGCUCAGAGCCAGGCUAUUCUCUACAGGUGGAAGGGGGUCUUUGUGCCUGUAGAGAUAAUCAGCAUCCAUAGUCCCAGCUCUUGUGUGGGUUUCACAGUAAAUGGCUCCAGCUAUGUGGCAGUGUCUCAUGCAACUAACACCACACCAACUGCCACAAUCAGCUUAUUUCGACUUCAGGCAGAUUUCAACCUCACUCAAGAGCAGACUUUUGCUGUAAGUGGCUAUGGUGUUAAGCAUUUCUAUGCUGAAUCUCAACUAUAUAUGAUUGCUUCUAGUGAGAUUUUUCUGCGACUUAGAGACUCAUUUUCUCUCCAUCAAAAUCUGGAUUUACAAAGCAUUACCACAUUUGAACCCUUUAGACGAAACAGUGGUACUUUACAACACUUGGCUGUGUGCAUGAACAGAACAUCAGAUACAUGUCUCAUCUACCAGUGGAUCAAUGAACGUUUCCAGAACCCUCAACCGCUAGCAGUCAAUGCAAUAGUUAAACAAGUGAAGUCAUUUCAUAUAGGAGGAGAUACAUUUCUUAUUGUUGUUACCGAAGGUCCAAACCCAACAUGUAUGGUGUUUAUGUGGGGUUCUCAGCAAAGCUUCUUCCAGCAGUCACAAUCCAUCCCAUUUCCAGGCCUUUUUACAGUCCAUCCUUUUACCCCCCUUUCUGGAAUAUCUUAUCUUUUGCUUGCGGGUCUAAAUGGUUCAGCCUUGUAUACAUGGAGGUCAGAUUUAAGACAGUUUGCUGAAGUUCUGAAGUACCUAUCUGCACAAGAGUUUCUGUACGUUCCUGUUCCAUCCUUUAAUUUUACCAAGAGUCUUAUCAUAGCCACUGGAGAGUCAAAUGCUGACGUAUAUGAGCUGACCUCAGUUUCCAAUCAAUCCGACUUCAUUGCCAAUUCAGGAGAGCUGUUUUUCCAGCCUGGUGUGCGUGAGCUAGAAAUUGCAGUGACUGUGAUCGAUGAUGAUGUUCCUGAGGAAGAAGAACACUUUUGUGUCAGUCUCAUGAAACCCAAAGGAGGAGCAGAGAUUGGCGUUCGUGGUCAAGUGACCCUCUUCAUUCCUGCAAAUGAUGGUGCUUAUGGGAUUAUAGGCUUUGCACAGAACUCUUUAAUGCGACAGGUGGAUGAGCUAGUGGAUGAUAACCCUGUGUCUCUAAGCAUUGAGAGGAGGAGAGGCAGGUUUAGCAAACUGAUGGUAUACUGGAGUGCCUAUGGAAAUCUGGAUGACAUUUUCCCCACUUCAGGAGUGGUAACUUUUUCUGAAAGUCAGGCGGUUACUACCAUCUCUCUGAAUGUAAUAGCUGAUGACAUUCCAGAACUAGCUGAAAAAAUCUCCAUUGUCCUAACAAGGAUCACAACCAUUGGCUUAACUGAUCCAUCCAGAGGAGCCACGAUCGACCCUCAGCGUGGUCAAGCAAACCUCACUAUAAGAGCCAAUGGUUUUCCAUACGGAGUAAUUGGUUGGCACCUCGAUUCCCAAUACUUCAUCACGCCAGAGCCUCAAAAAAGUCCAAGCAACAUUACACUCAGUAUUGUGAGAGAUCAAGGAGCAACAAGGGACAUAUUAGUUCACUACACAACCAAAGUCGCCCUCCACCUGCCUCCUGUCAAUCAGGCUAGCGAGGGCAUUGACUAUGUUGCAAAAGAAGCCACAGUUAUCAUGAAGGAAAAUGCUACUGUUGUUUUUGUCACCGUUAUUAUCCUGCCGGAUAACAUUCCUGAGCUGGCUGAGACAUUUCUUGUAAACAUCACUGAAGUUAAACUGGUAGGUGAAGACACAGGAGCAGGUCAGCCUACUGUGAGGAGACCUGGCCUGGAAAUUGCUGAGGUUACCAUACAAGAAAACGAUGAUCCAAGAGGAGUCCUCAGUUUUAACGUCUCAAAGGAUGUGUCUGGGUCAGUGCUGGCCUAUGAGGUACCACCACCUGCAAACAUUCUUCAUCUGGCCGUCAUGAGAACAGCUGGUCGAACUGGUCGAAUAGUGCUUUACUGGGAGGCCCAGGCAGUCACAGCCAACACUGAGGACAUUAGUCCUUUCUCGGGAAAUCUCACCUUUCAAGACGGACAGAAAGUGGCCAGUAUUGAGAUCACCAUCACUGAUGACACAAUUGUGGAGGCUACCGAGACUUUUAUUGUAAAACUGGUUCGAGUGAUAGGAGGUGCCCGGUUAGGCAACGAGACGUCUAUAGUUAUCAGCAUCCCAGCCAAUGAUUCUCCCUUUGGUCGGUUUGGUUUUGAGGAGCUAAUGGUCUCUAUCUCCGAGCCUCAGUUUGUGAAUGAUCCUACUUCUAUAGCUACACUGACUGUAGUUAGGAGCUCUGGAGAAGGAAUGGUUAAUUUGAUCUGGCUCUUGCAGGAAGAGGGCAAAGAUGACCUGAUGCCUCGUAAUGGGACUCUCAUAUUUAAUGGAACUGAGUCAAAGAAGACUCUAAUGAUUAAGGCCUUGGCUGAUGCCUUCUUAGAGGGAGAAGAAAAGUUCCCCAUCCAGCUUCUGUCUGCAAAGAAUGAACCAGUUAUAGAUCCAGUUAGAGGUGUUGCUACGGUUGUUAUUCAAGCCGAUAUGGGAGCCCUGGGAACUGUUGGAUUAGCUGAUUCCAGCAGGAACGUCUUUAUUGGAGAGCCAAUAGGAAAUUACAAUGGAACAGCUCUGGUUAGUCUAGUAAGAGGUCCGGGUAUCUUUGGUGAAAUAGAGAUCUACUGGAACAUUACCCCACUGGUGGAAAAAGAGUUUGAGGAGAACUCAGGCAAAGUCAUCAUGAAAGAUCGCCAAUCUGCUGCUACGAUUCAGCUUAAGGCACUAGAUGAUGACAUCCCAGAGGAAAAAUGUAUAUAUCAGCUAAACCUGAGUUCUCUCACCCCUGGAUCAUCAGUUAACCCUGACAGACAACAUGCUACCAUUACUAUGGUUGCCAGUGAUAUUCCUUAUGGACUCUUCUCACUUUCCCAACAGUCUCUACAUGCCACUGAAGAGGACAGAGCUGUUAAUGUCAGCGUUUUUCGCUCCAUGGGUCUGUUUGGCAGUGUGUGGGUCAGUUAUCAUACAGAGAGUAGAACUGCGAUCAGUGGGCACGAUUUUGAACAGUCUUCCGGUCAACUGCUUUUCAGGCCUGGGGAGGCCUCAAAGGUUAUCACGCUCACUAUACUUGAUGAUAAUCUUUCAGAGGGACCAGAGGAAUUUUUUCUCAACAUUACCCUAGUGGAACUUUUGAAUGACAGUUCAGUGGAUUUUACAGUGAAAGAAAACAGUCUUCAGAUUGACCAGCCUCCUGCCAUUGGCAAUCUGUCCUCCAUUAUGGUGAUUAUCCAGAAAAACGACAACGCUGAAGGCUUGCUGGAGUUUGACCUGGAAUUUGUUAACAUCACUGUUGAAGAAGAUAUAGGUGUUCUGUCCAUCCCUGUAUUGAGGCGUAUUGGAUCCUAUGGGCAGGUCACAGCACAUUUCAUUUCCAGAGGUUUGACAGCACACUCAGACUUAGAUUACAUCCUGCCCAAUGGAUCCAUCACCUUUCAGCAUGGCCAGAUCCAGAGUUACAUCAACAUUUCCAUAGUAGAUGAUUUGGAGAGUGAAUUCAAUGAGAUUUUUGAGAUGCAACUCACUGAUGUCAUAGGAGGUGCCAUACUUGGAGCUCACUUAAUUGCACAGGUUACAAUUGCCAAGAGUGAUUCACCAAAUGGUGUUGUACGAUUCAUCAACCAAAGCGCCAUUACCAUCCCAAACCCCAACAGUACCCUCAAGUUGAACCUGCUUGUAGAGAGAACAGAGGGAUUGCUUGGGGACGCCAAGGUAACCUGGCACAUUUUAGGUCCAAACUCAAAUGAGGUUUUGCCAUCGGUAAACACAGACAUUAGUGAACCAGUGAAUGGCUCAUUUAGUUUCAGAGAUGGGGAAGGGGGCAUCCGCAACAUUGAGCUGAAGAUUCUGCCUCAUGGUGAGGUAGAGGUGACUGAGAAAUUUAUUGUUGUGCUGAGUAUCCUCUCAGGAGAGAUGGAUGUUGAUCCCAAAGCUGGAUUUGUCACACUCAUGAUUGAGAAGUUUGGGGACCCAAAUGGCAUAGUCCAGUUUACAGAGCAGGACCUGAAAGAGCGUAUUUACAGUGAGCCUUUUGACAGCGAAGGGCCACUUACAAUCUCAUUCCUUGUUACCCGCAGAGAGGGUGUGAUGGGUAACAUCACGGUUUUCUGGAAGAUAAUUAGUGAUGCAGACAUAACAGAAGAUUUUUCAGCCCUGCAGGGUUUUGCCACCAUCAGGGAAGGGCAGCGCGUGGCAGAGAUCAUCCUCACCCUGCUGCCAGACUCUGUGCCAGAGCUGGAGGAAACCUACACUCUCUGUAUAAUCUCUGUGGAGGGUGGUGCAGAACUGGAUGCAAUUCGAAGCAGUACCCUUUUAAAGGUCCAGGCCAAUGACGAACCCCAUGGGGUGUUUGCCCUCUAUCCUCAAAACCAGGCAGUGAAGGUUAACACAGUGGACCAAAGCAGGCACUUAAUUAUCAGCGUCAACAGGCUGGCUGGGCCAUUUGGCAAUGUCAGUGUGAGUUACACAAUCCGUUUCACCACCCCUGAGCAGAGUUUUAUAGAGGACACAAUUACUGGAAACAUACUGAUGAAGAAUGGGGAACGUGAGGCUAGUGUUGAAGUGCCAUUAAGUAGCCAGGUGUUCUUUCCGAAGGGCUUUAACUUCAGCGUGGAGCUGAGGAAUGUGACACUGAUUGGUUCUCUGCUCAGCUCCCCACCAAGAAUCCAAAUUCAGUCGAAUCAGGCCAUUGUCACUGUUCCUGAAAUGGCAGCUAAUGCUGAGGUUGGAUUUGCUUCUUUAGCCCUAUGGGUCACAGAUAUAGAGAGUGGCCAGUGUGAGGCGCUGUUGGUACGGACUGGUUUGUUUGGGAAUGUAACUGUCCGAUGGACUGCGGGAUUCCCUCCUGGCCAAACUCCCGCAGGCUACCACCCAGGAGACAUCUCACCAAGAUCAGGCAGGGUAAUGUUUGCCCAUGGUCAGCAGAGUGAGGUGAUAUCUCUCAAUGCCGUUUAUAACACGUCAGGUGUUGCAGCACAUGCCAUUUACCUGACCUCAGUGGAGUCAGAUUCACCUGGAGGUGCCAGACUCAGAACUGGUCACACAGUAGCUGAGGUGGAGCCAUUAGGAUUGUAUCAGUUUAACCCUGCAACUCAGAAGAUGGUUAUAGAGGAGGACGUGCAAACCAUCACCCUCUAUGUCCAACGCCUCUAUGGCUUUCGUAGCAACCGUUCCAGCAUCUCCUAUGAGACAUGGCCUGGUACUGCCCAAGCUGGAAAGGACUUUGCACCAGUAACUGAUGGCCAGCUCCUGUUUGAUUCCCACCAAAUAUCUGCUGCCAUUCGCCUUUCCAUUCUAGAUGAUUCCUUAACAGAACCAGACGAGACUUUUUACGUAAAUUUAACCAGUGUGCAUGCUCUUAGUGCCAGUUUGCCUUCAGUUGAAGCUCAGCCCCGCAUUGUAGUGCAACAUAGUGUAGUUACCAUUACCAUCCUUGCUAACGAUGUGCUUGGUGGAUUCUUGAGUAUUGAACCUGCACUAAUUCACAUUUCUGAAGAUAGCCAGGAGGAGAUGCCUCAACAGAAGUUAGCCCUGAGGGUCCGGAGGACAGUAGGGCUCACAGGAGUGGUGCAUGUCAAAAUCAAAGCUUACACAGGGAGUCUGAAAAGCCUAGAGGUGAAUGUUACCCAGUUUCAUCAUGAGCAUAAUGGAACAUGGGCUCUGGAAGGGGAGGAUUUUGCCUUGGAAACCCAGACCGUCACAUUGUUGGAAGGGCAGAACGAGUUGGAGUUCAGUGUUGUUAUAUUGAAUGAUCAAGAACCAGAAGGACAAGAAGCGUUCUUAAUCUACCUAAGCGAGGCUGAUGGCGGAGCAGAGAUUGUCAGCAUGCCAGAUGAACUGGGGUUCACAUCCUUUUCCAAAAUCAUUAUUCUGGGGAGUGAUCUUCAGAAUGGUAUUGUUGGCUUCAGUUGGAGUUCUCUGUCAGGUCAAAUACUUGAUGAGGACUCUGAGAACAGGACAGCCAUGCUCUUUCUUCAAAGACAGGAAGACAGAGCGUUUGAAGAUGUAUUGGUAUUUUGGCGGGUCACAUUUAGCACUACAGUUCACUCUGUGGUUGAACAUGGAGUGAACCUGACCAGAGAGCUGCAGCAGACCCAAGGCACAGCACUCUGCAUGAAAGGAAAAUUACUUUGUCCCCUCAGACUGGAGGUUCGGCCUGACAAGGAUCCAGAGUACCAAGUCUGGUUUCUGGUGGAGGUCUAUGAAGUGGGUGAGGGUGCUGCCAUAAACCAAACUGCCCGCUUCGCCAAUGUCACCAUACUGGAAAGUGAUGACCCAUGGGGAGUGGUGUUCUUCGCCCAAGGAUCCAGACUUCCUGUGGUUACCCUUAGAGAAACAAGGAUAAGUCUUCAUGUCUACAGGGAUGCCAGUACAGCGUCUGCAAUUUCUGUCAAGUACAGCAUGCAGGAGCUUCAGAAUGCAGAGUCCAUUGGCCCUACUUUAAUCUGGCCUGCAGUAGCAGGUCAGGACUUCAUUAAGGCAGAGGGUACCCUGACGUUUGACAUCGGACAGAGAAGUGCCAACCUAGAUGUGGCCCUCAAAUCUGCCCUUAGUUCCUCCAACCCAACGCCUAAACGCUUCCAUGUGAUUCUUUCUGAUGCUACUGGUGGGGCUCGGGUUCACCCAGAUUUCGGGUGGUCUAAUGUGACUCUGGUUUCAGACUCUGAGACUCAGGUGGUUUGGUCCCUGCUGGAUCAGUUACAUCAGCCUCUGGAUGAGACCAUCAUUAACAGAGUCCUGCAGGGGAUAAUCAAUAAAGUUAUUAAGGACAUCACUCAAGAGCAGCUAACAGCAGUGCUAGAUGCACUAAGCAAGAUUUUGAAGGAUGCUGAACAAACUUCACUAAAAGACAGCAGCCGUAGCUUGACCUAUGAUCUCAUGUGUGCCAUGGCAAACCCCAAUCGAGUAGAUACACGAGGUCUGAGCCAGAUGGCUGAAGUGGCAGAACGUUUUGCCUUCACAUUGGUCACAGACACUGAGUGUGGGGCUGGUGAAAAGAGAGGCAGAACCAUACUGGACACUUGUCCCUAUUUCACCAUAGCUGCUCAUCACUGGUACCCCACUCAGAUCAAUGGACACACAUUUACAGGAAGAAACUUAGACACAUUCACUCUGCCUGAGACCCUACUGGAGGUACCGCCCCUGCCCACAGAGAGCAUGCCCCUGUCCGCUUGCCGCAAACUGCACUUUACUGAAUACAGUACUGAACACUGGUUCCUCACCAACACCAAAGCCAGCGCACUAAAUGAAAAAGUUUUUUCUGUCAGUAUUCAGAGUAGAGGUUCUAAACCUCUCGCUGUGGGUCAAGAAGUUGUUUACCGUAUACACACACCAAAAAGACAUGGAAAACCUCGUCAGUCUCUGUGUCUGCUAUGGAAUCAGGCUGCUAAGAGCUGGUUGUCUGAUGGUCAGUUCUGUCAUUUGGUAGACGACAGUCAGAAUUUCGUGGAGUGUGCCUGCUCACAUCUGUCUGUCUACACAGCAUAUACAGAGACAGCAAGUUUUGUCUCAUUUAACGAGGCAUUCUAUGCUGCAGGCUUCAUUUGUAUCUCAGGGUUUGCCAUGGCCAUUGUGUCACACAUACUGUGCUCUAGAUUCCUCAUGUUUUCUGCUAAACUCCUUACACACAUGAUGGUUGCCUGCUUAGGAACUCAGAUUUGUUUCCUGGUGUCUGCUUUCCGAGGGCGGAUGUUCUCAGAGGACAGCUGUUCUACUCUUGGUCUUUUCCUUCAUUACUUCCACCUAAGCCAGUUCAGCUGGAUGCUCAUACAGGCCAUUAAUUUUUGGGAGAUAUUGGUGAUGAAUAAUGAGGAUACAGAAAGACACUAUGUUCUCUACUUUCUGCUCAGCUGGGGUCUUCCUGCUCUGGUCAUUACCUUCCUGGUCAUAGUCCUUCUAGGAGGUUGUGAAUGGAGUAUUCACAGUGUUUAUGGCCUGGUGCAAGGAGAUCUGUGCUUUAUUCCAAAUGUAUAUGCUGCUCUUUGUACGGCCGCCCUGGUUCCACUCAUUUGUUUGGUGGGGGUCCUGGUGAUCAUCAUCCAUGCAUAUCAGGUCACUCAGCAAUGGAAGGCUUAUGAUGAUAUCUACCGAGGUCGUACUAACCGCUCAGAGGUUCCCAUGAUGCUCUACCUAUUUGCUCUGGUAACUCUUGUUAGCCUGUGGGCUGGACUACACAUGGCAUAUAGAUACCUGUGGAUGCUGAUAAUCCUUGUUAUCUUCAACAUCUUUUUGGGUCUGUACGUGUUUUUCGUGUACUUCAUCAUGCAUAAUCAGUUUUUCUGGCCGGCUAAGGCAACAUACACCAUUGAGAUGAAUGGUCAUGGCAGUCCAGUUUUCAUGUACCAGGGUGGAGGUUCUGCUACUGUUGGCGGAGGAGAAAUCAGCAAGUCUACCCAAAGCCUCAUAAGUGCCAUGGAAGAGGUCUCUGCAGACUGGGAGAGAGCAUCUUUAAGACCCAGCAGUCAACCCAGCAGUGUUUUUAAGCACUCGACUCAGGAUAAGACCACUAUCACAGAAGGGGGCUUCAUCAACAGUAAUUUAGUACAAGACGAAGAAUCACAAGACUUUGAUGACCUAAUAUUUGCCUUAAAAACUAGUUCUGGUCUCAAUGUGAGUGACAGUGAGUCAGCCCAUGGCAGUCACGAUGGAGGGAGCAUGGCUAACUCUCAGAUCGUAGAACUGCGACGAAUUCCUAUUGCAGACACACAUCUCUAA
Paramisgurnus dabryanus is the source of this 18856-nucleotide messenger RNA. Lineage: Eukaryota; Metazoa; Chordata; Actinopteri; Cypriniformes; Cobitidae. The record is from RefSeq and is a predicted model, not a curated record.